AUGAAAAUAUCAACAAAUUACUGGUGGGAAGAGGAAUUCCUAGAAGGAGUACAAAAUUUCAAGGAAAUUCUUAUUUUUAUUGCUGUUAGCACAAGUAUUUUAACAGUAUUAUUAUCAUUAUUUUAUGAUCGUAUUAAUUCAUUAUGAAUUGGAAGUACAAUAAUGGCAAUAAUAGUAAUAGGAGCUGCGUAUCUGUUUUGCACAAUUGAGUUCGAAAAUAAGCUGAUCCUUGCUAUACCAGUAGCAAUACUAAUAAAAAUAAUAUGUGGAAUUCUUUAUUUAGCCUCAAUAUAUAUACCAAAAUAAAGUGAAAGAACUAUAAUCGUUUUAUUAAAACCCAACCAUUAUUAAUUUUUAUUAUAUUAAAGCUUCAAAUUUAUUCUUACCAUAUUUCAUUCAAAAUAAUUCACAUCAAAAAGCAUACAAUUUCGACUGAAUUUCAAGUUUUAUUUAUAUUCCAAUCAAUGACAAUUUAUAUAUAUAUUGAAUUUAAAAGAAGAAAGAAAAGCUUUGAGAGCUAUGCUUAUAUUAAAAAAUUAGAGUUCAUUAAAAAAAGGCUAGAAAUUAUUUUGCAUGCAUUUCCAGAAGGUCUUUUAGUGCUUUCAAGAGACCUUCACAUUGAAUAUAUAAACAUGCGCUUUUGCAAUUUAUUAAAUUGUGACGAACAAGGAGCUUUAAAAAUUCUGACUCCCCCCCCCCCCCCUCCGUGAGCGAACAAAAAAAUUUUGUUCGCUCACGGAGGGGGGUUAAUUUUUUUUUUUUAAAAAAAAUUUAUAUAUAAAUUUUAUAAAAAAUAUUUUUUUUCGAAAUUUAAAAAAAAUCCUAAUUUGCAAAAAUUGGGAAGCAAAUAUUAAUUUAAUUUGCAAAAUUUAUGUUUUUAAAACGCAAUUUGUUUAAAAUUAAACAGAAUUAGCUCUAGAUUUCAUUAUACUAAUUAUCACUUAUAUAUCAAAAUUUUUUUCCAUUAAAAUUUUUUCUAUUAAAAAAAAUUUUUGUUCACUCACGGAGGGUGGGUUUUUGGUCAAAAAAUGGCGAUUUUUCUAAUGGUUUUGUUCGCUCACGGAGGGGGGGGGGGGAGUGAGCAACCUUGAGUAUGACUCAGACAAAAAAUUUUUUAAUAAUUUGACAGAAUCCAAUUUACUUAUUGAUGACAUAAAAGAAUGCUUUAACCUUAUGCCAAAUCAAGAAAAAAUCCUUGGGAUUGCUCAGUAUAGCUAUAUGAGUCUUGAAUGGAAAAUCAAUAAAAUAGAAUGGGGAAAUGAUGAAGCUGUAUUAAUUACAGCAAGAAACGUAACACAUGUAAUUGAAUUAGAAAAAAAUUCAGCUGAAAAUAGAUGCAAAAUUGCAUUAAUUAGGUCGCUUUCUCAUGAAUUGAGAACUCCAACUGCUAAUAUCAUAAACUUUACAAAUCAGGUCAUUGAUGAAAUUGGCAAUAUUUCUGAAGAAUUACAAGAAAAAUUGCAAUGCAUUUGUGUGUCUUCAAAAAUCCUUUUGUAUUUAAUUUGCGAUCUAUUGGAUUUUUCACAAAUUACCCAAUCAAUUUUCAGUGCUAAUAAGCAUAGAUUUAAUGUUCAUGGGAUUUUCAAUGAGCUAUAUGAUAUUUUUAGGGUUGUUGCAAAGAGAAAAAACUUACCCCAAAAUUAUUAAUAAAAAAAUAAAAUUAAAAAAAUAAUAAUUAUUUUUUUUUAAAAAAAAUUAUUUUCAAUGGAAAAUUAGACUUAAUUUUAAGAAUUGAUCCAGAACUACCAGAAUUUGGGUAUUCAGAUUCUUUAAGAAUCAAACAAAUUAUUGUGAAUUUUUUAAACAACGCAAUAAAAUAUACAAGUAAAGGAACAAUUGAAAUCUGUGCACUUUUGAGCCAAGAAGGAAAAUUAAAAGUUAUGAUAAAAGAUUCAGGUAUUGGGAUCCCAGAAGAGCGGCUUUCUCAAUUAUUUAAAAUAUUUAGCUCGGUGUAUUCAUCUGAUGUAACUUCACAAGGAUGUGGCCUAGGCCUGCACAUUUCAAACUUACUUUUAAAUAAAUUGGGAGGCUCAAGUAUCUCUGUGGAAUCUAUAUCUGGAAAAGGAACAACAAUUGGUUUUGAUUUAGAAAUAUUUGAAAAUGUCCCUAGCUUUGAAUCUCAUGAAGAAGAUCCUUUAGUUCCUGAUGAAAACCCUUCUAUAAAAAAGAUUAAAUUGAAUAUUUAUAUUCUCUAUAUAAGAAAAUUAAGUCUGAUAAAGCUAAUUUUUUAAUUAAAUAUAGGUUUAGAGAUCAUUAUAGAUAAUUAUAAUAAAAAAAAAGCAGAUGAAUUGCCAGAAAUUUUGAUUGUAGAUGAUAUAGAAUUCAAUCGUGCGGCAUUAGCUUCUAUCCUUGAUGCUAAUAGAAUUCCUUAUAUUGAAGCUGAAGAUGGCAAAGAAGCAGCAUUAACUGUACAAAGAUAUAAUUCAACUGAAAAACCUUUAAAAUUAGUAAUAAUGGACUGUGGGAUGCCUGUCAUGGAUGGAUGACAGUCAACAAAGGAAAUAAAGCACUUAUUUGAGGAAGGAAAAAUUAAGCAUAUGCCUCAUAUUAUUGGGUAUUCAGCAUUCACAUCAGAUGAGGACAUUAAAAUGUGCUACGCUGCUGGCAUGACCAGUUAUAUAUCAAAGCCAGCAUCAAAAGAAUUGAUUCUAGAAAUCGUGAAGCAAUAUGUUGAAUAG
Messenger RNA from Blepharisma stoltei, 2678 nucleotides. The record is from the annotation of a GenBank genome assembly. NCBI's taxonomy places the organism in Eukaryota, Ciliophora, Heterotrichea, Heterotrichida, Blepharismidae.